Messenger RNA from Parasteatoda tepidariorum (common house spider), 3023 nucleotides. It is a transcript of the gene Mcm6, whose product is annotated as minichromosome maintenance 6. Lineage: Eukaryota; Metazoa; Arthropoda; Arachnida; Araneae; Theridiidae. Gene Ontology annotation, biological process: mitotic DNA replication; DNA replication initiation; double-strand break repair via break-induced replication. Gene Ontology annotation, cellular component: nucleus; MCM complex. The record is from RefSeq and is a predicted model, not a curated record. Gene Ontology annotation, molecular function: ATP binding; single-stranded 3'-5' DNA helicase activity; single-stranded DNA binding.
AUAUUGAUAUUUAAUCGUCAUCUUUCUUAAAACGCGGGAACCGAAAGCGCGAAGUGUAUUUAUUAUUAUCGCGUAGCUUUGUUUUGAUAAGUUUUCUGUCAAAUUAAAAAUAAAUCUAGCCAAACUAUUUUGCUGUGAAAAAUGGACGUUACGAAUACACAAACUAAUUUUCAGCGGAAAAAAGAUGCUGUUGGGGAACAAGUUCAAAAAUUAUUCUUGGAUUUUUUAUCUGAGUAUAUGAAUGAUGAAGGUUUGCCAAAAUAUUUGGAAUAUAUAAAGGAUCUUUCUCGGCCAGAAAGGAAUACUUUGCAUGUGAGUUUUGAAGAUGUAAACAGAUAUAAUCAAGAUCUAGCUACCACAAUUCAAACAGAAUAUCACCGCGUAUAUCCUUAUUUAUGCCGUGCUACUAAAGUUUUCAUGCAUGAAAAAACUGCUUUUGAAGAUAAUGAUAAAGAGUUGUACAUCGGAUUUUGUGAUAUCCCUACCAGACACAAAAUUCGUGAACUCACAGCUUCUAAAAUUGGAACAUUGUUACGCAUUAGUGGUCAAGUUGUUCGAACACAUCCUGUUCAUCCAGAAUUGGUCAGUGGAACUUUUACUUGCUUGGAUUGUCAGACAGUCAUUAAAGAUGUUGAGCAGCAAUUUAGAUAUACGUUGCCUACUAUUUGUAGAAAUGUUGCUUGCAAUAACAGGUCACGUUUUCAAUUGGACGUCAGUAAAUCUAGAUUUGUAGAUUUUCAGAGAGUACGAAUUCAAGAAACUCAAGCUGAGCUUCCGAGAGGCAGUAUUCCUAGAAGCGUGGAGAUCAUUCUUAGAGCAGAGGCUGUUGAAAUGGCCCAACCUGGUGACAGGGUUGAUUUUAUUGGAACUUUAAUUGUAGUUCCUGAUGUUAGCCAGCUUUCUAUGCCAGGUGUAAGAACAGAAUCCAGUGCACGCCAUAAAGGCAGAGAAGGGUUUGAAACUGAAGGUGUCCGUGGUUUGAAAGCAUUGGGUGUUCGAGAAUUGUCUUAUAAAACUGCAUUUUUGGCAGCUACUGUUAUACCAACUGAGUUAAAGAUUAGUGCUGUGGAAAUGCUUGCAUCUGAACCUAUGAAAUCUACCGAGCUUCUGCAAAAGGAGCUGACUGGUCAAGAGUGGCAAAAGAUAUAUGAUAUGAGCCUUGAUAAGAAUCUUUAUCAAAAUUUAAUUAAAAGUCUUUUCCCUACAAUUCAUGGUAAUGAUGAAGUUAAAAGUGGAAUACUUUUGAUGAUGUUUGGUGGUGUUCCAAAAACAACAGCGGAAGGAACUUCACUUCGAGGAGAUGUUAAUAUUUGCAUUGUUGGUGACCCUAGCACUGCAAAAAGCCAGUUUCUUAAGCAAGUGUCAGAAUUCUCCCCUCGGGCUGUUUACACAAGUGGAAAAGCAUCCAGUGCAGCUGGUUUAACUGCUGCUGUGGCAAAAGAUGAAGAAUCUGGAGAAUUUGUGAUAGAAGCAGGAGCAUUGAUGUUAGCCGAUAAUGGUGUAUGCUGUAUUGAUGAAUUUGACAAAAUGGAAUUAAGAGAUCAAGUUGCUAUUCAUGAAGCUAUGGAACAGCAAACUAUUUCAAUAACAAAAGCUGGUGUUAAGGCCACAUUAAAUGCGCGAACAUCAAUUUUGGCUGCUGCUAAUCCUAUUGGAGGACGCUAUGAUCGUGCUAAGUCCUUGAAGCAAAACAUAGCGCUGACUGCUCCUAUUAUGUCCAGAUUUGAUUUGUUUUUUAUUUUAGUUGAUGAAUGUAGUGAGGUAACUGAUUAUGCUAUUGCCAGAAGAAUCGUCGAAUUACACCAGAAAUCAGAAGAAUCAAUUGAUAGAGUUUACACAUUAGAUGAAAUAUCUAAGUAUAUUACAUUUGCUCGUAAAUUUAAGCCAAAGAUAACGGAAGAAGCGCAAAAAUGUCUAGUUGAGCAUUAUCAGAAUUUACGUUUGAGAGAUGCAGCUGGUGUAACCAGAUCUUCUUGGCGUAUAACAGUUCGUCAGUUGGAAAGUUUGGUUCGUCUAUCUGAAGCUAUGGCAAAAAUGCAUUGCAGUGAAGAGGUAUAUGCCAAGCAUGUAAAAGAAGCAUUCCGCCUUUUGAAUAAAUCUAUAAUACGUGUGGAACAGCCUGAUAUUAAUUUGCAAGAAGAUGAAGCAGAUGCAAUGGAUGUUGAUGAAGAAACAGGUGAAACUCCUGAAAAUAACUUGCCAAGUUCAGAAGAUCCUCCAUCUGAAAGAGAGAGACCUCAAAAACUGACAUUGAGUUUUGAAGAAUAUAAAUCUCUCUCUAAUGUAUUAAUAACGUGUCUUCAAAAAGAAGAAAGUAAAUGUGAUGACACUGAUUUUGAAGGAAUGAGGAAAAGCCAGUUGGUCAACUGGUAUUUAAAAGAAAUUGAAAAUGAUAUUGAAACUGAGAAUGAGUUGAUACAAAAGAAACUGCUUGUUGAAAAAGUAAUCGACAGAUUGAUUCAUCAUGAUCAAGUUAUCAUUCCUCUCACAAAAUCAGGCCUCACAAGUGAUGGAGAACAAGAUGAAAAUGAUCCUAUUCUGGUAGUUCAUCCAAAUUAUGGGACUUUAGAGGUUUAAGUAGCAAGAAGUUUUCGAAUCAUUAGAUUAAAACUGCCCUGAACUCGUGAAAUAUUGUUAAAGUUCCUUUUAUCAUAAACUAAAUGAGCAUGUCAACAAUUUACGAAUUUGUUUAUUUAUAUUUAUUACAAUUAGAGUUAAUGUAUCUUUCCCACUUAAUGUGAUGUUGAAGAUUUGUAUUUUUAUAUUGUUAAGCAACUAAUUUGUGCUUAUAAGCAUGCAAUUAAUUAUUUUUACAGCUUUUAAUAAAUUUAAUCAUGAUCGCCAAAAAUGUGUUUACACUUAAAAUUUGUUUUCUUUAACUGUUUCAAUAGAGUACAGUGAAGUUAUCAGUGUAUUAUAUUUCAUCUUUCAAAUGUUAAACUUCAAAACUGGUUUAUACUACAAAUAGAAACUUUAAUGAUGUUUUUUUACAGUUGUGUAAAUAAAGAAAUUUGUAUUUUUAA